ACUUGCUUCUUUCAAUUCCUAGGCGUCUUUCCCCUAUCCUAUUUUCUCUCUUCUUCUCAUAGAAACUGCUUCUCUGCUAAAGGAAUUGAACCAAAAAAAAAAAAAAAAAAAAAAUCAGUUACCUUAAAAUUUAACGAAGUUACGUCUUAUAACUUUGAUGGCACCUAGGGAUAAGACAGGUGGCGUUAAGGGGAACGGCAACCGUAACGGCGGCGUGAAAGAGGUGCAUUUUCGGGGAGUGAGGAAACGACCGUGGGGGAGAUACGCCGCCGAGAUCAGAGAUCCAGGCAAGAAGAGCCGCGUCUGGCUCGGCACCUUCGACACGGCGGAAGAGGCAGCGCGAGCCUAUGACGCCGCCGCCCGCGAUUUCCGUGGCCCUAAGGCCAAGACCAACUUCCCUCUCCUUUCUGAGAAUGUCAAGAACCAGAGCCCCAGCCAGAGCAGCACCGUUGAGUCCUCCAGCCGCGACCGCGACUCCGCCGCUGUCGUCGCUGAUUCGUCGCCGCUUGACCUCAACUUGGCCCCCGCCGUUGCCGGCUCCGUACGGUUCCCCUUCCAGCAUCAGUUCCCUCCGCCCGCCAUGGUAUUUCCCGGCAUGAUGCCGGCGGCGAACCAGGUUUUGUACUUCGAUGCUGUCCUGCGCGCCGGCAUGGUGGCUCACCGUCCGUACCAACAACGCUUCGGGUUCAACCAACCCGCGUUGGCGAGUGAGUUCCACGGAGCCCAAAGCGACUCGGAUUCAUCCUCGGUGAUCGAUCUGAACCACCAUGAAGGCAAUCAUGAGGGUGGUAGAGGCUUGGAUCUGGACCUUAACUACCCUCCUCCAGCUUGAACCAAAAUCUGACCAUUGGGUUUUAUUUUUUGUUUGCAUAUUGUCUGAUUUUGAAUUUCUCUUUAAUUUUAGAACUAGAGAAAAUAACAGCAUCUGAUAAAGAAAAAAGAAGAAGAAGGAAGUGCUGUGUGAAUACGUAGGCGAUUGUCUCUAUUUUUUGCGACAGAGAAACCACCGGUUUCAAUCUGUUGUUCCGUUUUACGAAACGAAAUUGUUCUCCGGUUAAUUUUUUUUUUCUUUUCUCUCGAGUACGUAAGAUGUAAUGUUUUGUUUUGCUGCCAGAAUUUCGUGCAAUGAAAUGAACACGGAUAGCUUGCUCUAUUUUUUAUUGUGUCC
Gastrolobium bilobum is the source of this 1168-nucleotide messenger RNA. RefSeq names its product ethylene-responsive transcription factor 4. The record is from RefSeq and is a predicted model, not a curated record. Gene Ontology annotation, biological process: regulation of DNA-templated transcription. Gene Ontology annotation, molecular function: DNA-binding transcription factor activity; DNA binding. The transcript has a single exon. NCBI's taxonomy places the organism in Eukaryota, Viridiplantae, Streptophyta, Magnoliopsida, Fabales, Fabaceae. Bases 158 to 832 code for a protein of 224 amino acids.